This is a messenger RNA of Pararge aegeria (speckled wood butterfly), 1588 nucleotides long. It is a transcript of the gene sad, whose product is annotated as cytochrome P450 315a1, mitochondrial. The transcript has 8 exons. Gene Ontology annotation, biological process: glucocorticoid biosynthetic process; C21-steroid hormone biosynthetic process; cholesterol metabolic process. Bases 93 to 1565 code for a protein of 490 amino acids. Gene Ontology annotation, cellular component: mitochondrial inner membrane. The record is from RefSeq and is a predicted model, not a curated record. Gene Ontology annotation, molecular function: heme binding; monooxygenase activity; iron ion binding. Lineage: Eukaryota; Metazoa; Arthropoda; Insecta; Lepidoptera; Nymphalidae.
UAAUAUAAGAAGUAGUGUUGCGGUGUGACCUGUGCCUGUCUAUAAAAUAAAGUUAAGUGAUAGUGUUAUUCGUGUAUUUGUUUUGAGGAAAAAUGCAUCGAGUUCAAAAAUCGAUAACUUUAAGGUUUAAUGUGAAGAGGUUUAAAGGAACUUCAAUCCAGCAAGAUAAAUUAAUGGGUAUCGGAGAUAUACCCCAUGCAAAAUAUUUACCAAUCAUAGGGACAAAAUUAGACUUUAUUGCAGCUGGAGGUGGGACGAAAUUACACGAAUAUAUAGAUUCGCGACACAAGCAAUUAGGACCAAUUUUUUCGGAACGACUUGCUGGGAGCACAGAACUUGUUUUUAUAAGUGAUCCCUUACUUAUGAAAUCACUUUUUAUUAAUAUGGAAGGCAAAUAUCCGAUGCAUAUAUUGCCUGAUCCAUGGGUUCUGUACGAAAAAAUUUAUGGGUCACAAAGAGGUCUCUUUUUUAUGAAUGGUGAGCAAUGGUUGCAUAAUCGCCGAAUAUUAAAUAAGCAUUUGCUACGGGAAGGUACUGAAGACUGGAUAAGCGCUCCUAUAAGAAAGAGCAUACACGAUUUUGUUAACGAUUUAAAAGAAAGAUCUGAGAAAGGGUUCAUAAUUAAAGACUUCGAGACGGAAUUUUAUAGACUCUCAACAAAUGUACUUGUAAACAUAUUGCUAGGAGAAAAUUCCAUACGACAUAGUCAACACUAUGAUACAAUGUUAAAUAUGUUUUCGGACUCUGUAAAAAAAAUAUUUCAGGCUACUACAAAGUUGUAUGGAUGGCCAGUAGAAUGGUGCCAAUAUUUUAAUCUAAAAGUAUGGAGACAUUUCAAGGAAAGUGUAGAUUUAUCACUUCAUUUAGCAAAAAAAAUGGCUUUUGAAAUGAUCAAAAACCAAGACAAAAAUACUGGAUUAAUAAAAAAGCUACUUGAGGAAGACUUAGAAGAUGAAAUGAUAGCAAGGAUAGUUGCAGAUUUUAUUAUAGCAGCGGGCGAUACGACUGCAUAUUCAACACUGUGGAUAUUUUUGUUACUUUCUCAAAACUACGAUGUCAUCGAAGAAAUUCGUAUAAAGAAAGAACAUACUGUAAAACUUGUUAUAAAGGAAGCGAUGAGAUUGUAUCCGGUAGCUCCAUUUUUGACUAGAAUAUUACCUAAAGAUACUGUUUUUGGCAACUAUAAACUUAAAAAAGGAACUCCAAUUAUAGCUUCAAUUUAUUCAUCUGGCCGUGAUGAGCAAAACUUUAGUAAGCCAGAUAUGUUUUUGCCCUACCGUUGGGAUAGAAAUGAUCAACGCCGAGAAAGUAUUGUCAAUCAUAUCCCAUCAGCAUCUUUGCCAUUUGCUAUGGGAACUAGAUCUUGUAUAGGAAAAAAGAUAGCACUAGUUCAACUGACAGAGGUUGUUAGUCAGGUUAUCAAAAACUUUGAUAUCAACUGUAAAAACUGUAAAGAUGUUAAGCCUAUGACAUCACAAGUAUUAGUACCAGACAGACAACUUGAAUUUGUUAUCACCACUAGAGACAAAAAUAUGUUUUUAAAAAAGGGAAUAACUGAUUUAUAAUAUAAAAAAUGUAUUUUAAUAUA